GCGGUUUCCUGAUUCCAACAGCAAAACGUGGACAGGGCGCACCUCUGCAACGGUGUAGAGUCUGGAAACAUGUCUUCAUAGAGAGCGGAGUCCACCGUAGACUGCGAAUUAUGAUUGCAACAUGACUGGACCACUCAGAUGAAGAUGGGGACAAGCGCUGGAAGGAGUAGUGGCGAUCAGUAAGGGAGCCCUGGGCCGAGCACUGCUGCCGUUUCCAUCAGGGUCGUGCCGGAGUACGUGCUGCAUCAUCCGAAAGCUCACGUAUUUGUUUGGCUUUGGCAUUUGUGGAGAGCUUUGUUGAAGACUCUAGCACAGAACGCGGGCUCUGUGUUUGGCAGAAGAAUCAUCCGGGUCUCACUGUGAAGUUGGAUGCUAAGUGGUUGGAUAGGUUGCGUCAGACGCUUACAUUGUGCAGAUCAUAUAGAGCCGUCUGCAGCAGACGACUCAUCAUCUGAGCUGCAAGCAGGCUUGUCAGAGCAGCAGGUGCAAGGGUAGUGACUGCAAACUAGGUCUUUCGUGUCGCGUCCUAAACUGGAGUGGUCAACCCCGUAAUUUAGGAGAGCAGCGCUCCCUGGGCACCGCUUGCUUGUUGCAUGACAGGUUUGAGCAAACGCACUGCUCCGCUUGGUGGGAACUCCUUGGGUCCACUUUGCCGAUUAAAUCCAAUCUUCACGCCGCAGAAACUGAGGUUGCUCGGUGACGUCAUUGCGCAGGAAGAGUCUGAGAAGGCCUCCUCCAAUCGUCAGGAUCAGCCCUCCUUCUUUUCCGGCAGAGGCGCCCAUGCCUCGGCACCAGCUGAAACGCAGGAACAGACAAUGGUGGUAGAGACAAAGGCAACACCAUCAAACGGGGCAAAACUUGAAGUUAUCGAUCUCCGAGGCAUCUCGGACGGCGAGGACGCCUUCCCACAGAUGAAGCAGAGUGGGAAAAAACACGGCCCGGAGGGCAAGAGUGCGUUGGGCUUGGAGCGAGGCCGCCUGGGGCGCAAGCUGAAGAUGGGGGCCGAUCAGUCAAAAGUGAAGACCGGCGGUAGCGUUUCAAAAGGAGGGGCGAAAGGGGGAACUCCUGUCUUGAAGAAGAAGAAGGACGAGGGUGCGUCUGGUCUUCAGAAGCGGGGCCCGGGGCGGCCCAAAAAGGAGGACGAAUCUCAGAAGCGGGGCCCUGGAAGGCCUCGCAAGGAAGAGGAGACGCAGAAGAGGGGGCCUGGGAGGCCUAAGAAGGAAGACGAGGGUCAGAAGAAGGGCCCUGGGAGGCCCAAGAGGGACGAGCCGAGCCCAAAGGGUGGGGCAGAGAAGCCUGCAUCUGGAGCAGAGAAGCCCAAAGCUGGGGCUGACAAGAGGGGUCCUGGGAGACCGAGAAGGGAGGACGAGAAGACGAGCAAGGGAGUGAAGGGGAAGCCUGGACGGAAGCCCCUUUCUCUCCAGCUAGCAAAAGAGAAGUCCUCCCCCAAGGGCAGUUCUGUUGAGAAGCCUGGGAUCAAGAGAAAGGCAGCUGCUGAAGAGGGGAGUGGAGCGAAAGGGACAUCUUCUCCUAAGGGCACUUCCAGCGAGAAGCCUGGUCCCAAGAGAAAAGCUUCUGAAGCGGGGGAUGGAGGAAAAGAAGCGAAGAGGUUGAAAGGGGAGAAGGGAGAGGCGAAGGGGCGCUGGCCAGGUAAAGCUGGUGAGGUCCAGGCAAAGCCAGGUAGCUCCAAGGCAGGGUUGGCAAACAAGGGAGAGGGUUUUAAGGGGGUGAAAUCAUCCGGAAAGGGGCCGAAGAAGAGUGCAGAGCCGGUAAAAGCUGUGCAGGUUUCUGCAGCCAAGAAGGGGGGUGUCAGAGCUGCAUUUGAAGCCGUUCGGACGCUGCGCAACUCGAAGGUGCUGGGGACUGCCGGUGCAGACACCGAGGGGACCAAGGAAGAGGAGGGGGCGCAGCAGAAGAUGGAGCCACAGCUGAGGGGCGACGAGAAAGUGGACGAAGAGGUGGAGAAAGGGGCAGAGGAUGCAACUCCUGGGAGCGGCGAGGGAGACGCGAAUGAGGCGCGGAGCUCUGAGGCUACCGAGAGUGAUAGGGAAGAGGCGCCCGGGGCUGAGGAAGAGGUAAAGGGACCAGUGCAGAAUGGCGUGGCCGCUGCGGAGCAGGAAGACCAGCCUCCAGCAGAGGCCCCAGCGGAAAGGAAGUCUUUUGUUCAGGCGGCCCUGAGCGGGCUCUUUUCGCGCUCGAAGACAGCAGAGGUUGGGACUCUGGAGUUGGUAGUCGAACCCGAGUUACCGCGCGAGGAGAAGCCAGAGGAGGAGCAACCCCCUGUGAUGGAUGCGGAUGAGCCGGGGAAAGACAAGCAGGGGCUCCCUCAGGCUGUGACAGCUGGCGCUGAGGAUGAGACAGCUGGCGCUGCCUCAGAAGAAGGGGAAAAGAAGAGCGGAGGAGAGGAGUGCUUGAGAGUUGAGCAGCUGGAAGAGGCUCCUUCUGGAGAGGGGGUGGCAGUGGACGUGAAAGAAGCGGGCCCCCUCAUUGGAUUGGCAGAGACCUAUGCUGCCCCCGUGGCCGAAGCAGAGGCGAAGGCUGCUGAGUCAGAGGAGGCACCGGUAGUGACUGUUGAUCAGGAGCCUUUGAAAGAGGAAUUGAUUGCGACCGAGAAGGUCCAAGAGGAAGCUCCCGUUGCUCCUCCCCCGAGCACGGAAGUUGCCGAACCGGUGUCUUCUCUUACCCCGGAAAAGACACCAGCUGCUGAGGAGGGGGCUGAAGCCAACGUGCUCGCAGAGCCUGAUGUUGCGAGUAAAGAGGAAGAGGGCUCCAAGUUGGUGCUCAGGCUGGAGCCAGAGGAAGGAAAAGUUGAUACGGAAGAAAAGGCUCAGGAGGGGAGUAAAGAGAAAGCGGUGCUUGAUGAUAGGGGGGAGGAUAGUGGGUUGGAGAAGAUGGGGGAGGAAGUGGAGGUCGGUUUGGAGGUAACGGGGCCAGAGAGGGACUCUGGAUUCGGCAGCCGGCUGGAAUCAAAGCCGCAGGACUGGGGGGGCGAUAAGGAAGGUGGCAGCGGAGCAACACCCAACAGUGCUGAUGAUGGAACGGGGGCAGACAAAAUAGCUACCAGGGGGCUCGGAAAGAGGGAGAGGGUUCCGGUCACCCGGUUCUUUGAAGAAGAGGAAGCUCCCCAGAGGGCGAAGGCUGAGAAGCCGGCGACCAAGACCAAGGGUGGCUUCAAGUGCGACAUCUGUGGCAUGGUCUUUGGAAACGGGCAGGCUCUUGGCGGUCACAAGGGUUCCCACAAACUGACCGACGCAUUCCCGGUGAGACAGCCGCCGCCGAGCGACCCCGAACCCCCCCCCGCUCCCCGGGGCUACGAGUGCGACCUCUGCGGGCUGGUCUUUCCCAACGGGCAGAAGCUCGGGGGCCACAAGAGCUCGCACAAAGCUGUGGAAAGUCUUACUGCAAAGCCGCAGGGUGCGGCGGUCCCUGAGGUCAGCGCAGUGGGCUUUACGUGCGACAUCUGCGGGCUGGUUUUUGCGAACGGGCAGGCACUGGGGGGGCAUAAGGGCUCGCACAAACCUACCGAUGCAUACACGGAGGAGGAGAAGCGUGCCAACACCAAGAAGGGCACUCGGGGCCCCUUCCAAAAGGAGAAGAAGAGCCCCAAGUCCCCCCCGGUCAAAGAGCGCCCGGUUGAAGAGUUCGUCCCGCUUGGCUGGCCCUGCGAGAUCUGCGGGCUGGUCUUUCCAACCGGACAAGCGCUGGGUGGCCACAAGGGCUCCCACAAAGCCACUUACUACUACACGGAUCUCGAGAAGCCUUCCCCGCGGCCCCCUUCAGCCGCGCCCCGCUCCGCCCGCCUCCUCCGCCGUUUGGAAGAAAAAGCUAGCGAAGGCGACGCGAACGCCGACGGCGGCUCUUCGGACGAGAACGGGUCGCUGCGCCGCGCGAGGCUCUCCGCGGAGAAGAGGUCUGACGGCGUGUUCAUGGGCCGUGCCAAGCUGCCGAUGUCGCUGCGGCCAAAAGAUCGGCUCCAGUCGCUCGCCGCGAUCGUCAGCAAGAAGUCGCGUAGGAUCGUGUCGAGCGAGUCGCUCGGGGAGGAGGAGCGCGAGAAGAACAGCAAGCGCAUCGUGGAACGGCUAAAGCGGACGGCCGGGGGGGGCGGGGGCCCCGCGUCUCCGCAGGGGCAGAAGGGCAAAGGGAUGGACAGCUUCGAAGAGGACGCCGUCGCGGGGCUUAUGGUGCUCAGACACGCCGCGGAUAACGCGCCUGCCCGCCCCGAGCGGCAUCGCAGGAAACGCUCGCGAGUGAAGAGCAGCCCCACGGGCGCGCCGUCGAUGAACGUGCCCCCCGAGAAGAACGACGACGAGAGCACGCUGGCGGCGGCCAAGGUCCUCGUGGGGAAAACGGGCGUGCUGGGGGAACUAGAGGCGGAGGAAUUGGAGGAAGACGAUCGGGAGCGGACGGUCUCGGACGACGACGCGUUCUCGUCCGGUGCAGAGAAGAUUGGGCGCGAGGAGCGGCAGCUGCUGACGUCAUUGGGGGUGGGGGCCGGAAGGGGCGAGAAAGGGGCGGAGCUUGGGCUCUCUUCUGGAGGGACAAAGCGGGGGGAUCCCUCUGGCAGGGACCAGCGUGGACUGUCCUUAGGAAGAGGGAGGCGCAGACGAUCCCCUGGGCAAUCCUCUGGGGGGGAUAAGAGCGAGGAAGACAAGCCGCGGCGACCCGAGACUCGCACGAAGGAGGAGCGGCGAGUUACGCGGAAGCUCAGAGACUCGAGCGACGAGGAAGAGGUCUGGCGGCCGAGGAUUCGCGAGAGGGGGUUGGAUGGGAAGCGGGAGAAGAAGGGGGGGGAGAAAAAGCAGCGCCAGAAACCCCUCACGGAGGUGGUCGCUCAAGACGAAGCUCUGCCGAGUAAGGAAAAAGAGAGCGCGCCGAGCAAGCCCGUGGAGCCAGCAAAGCCGACCAACCCGUUGGCUGGCUGGAUCAAGAGACUCAAAGAGGGCACUCUGUUCGGGGGUCCUAGAGUGGCAAGCCCUGCGGCGGGCGCGGCGGCGCCGGCGGCCGAUGCAUCAAAGAGCAAGAAAGAAAAGGACGUUACGACGGAACAAAAGGAGGCGCACUCUGACGGGGAGUCUUACAGCAGCGACGAGCCUCUGGCCGGGGCUUUCCGGGUUCCUCCCAGCAAGCGUCCGUCUCAUGGGGGGAUUACCGUUAGCCCCGUGGUAACCGCCCCAGGGGGAAUGUCCCCCCCUCUGCCGUUUUCUAUUCCGGUGAUGGAAGAGGUCCCUGGAGGAAAGGGGCCAGCGGAACUGUCGGAUGAGGAGAUGGAGCAGCUGCCACUAUCGGCGCUCAAAGUGAGCAAGAAGAAGUCGGUCCUGGGGGCGGGCUUGUUGGGGGAUGUUCCGUUCAAGAGGCCGGAACUGGGCGGAAAGGCGGAGCCGGCGCUUGGGAAGAAGUUCAAGGCGUUGACGGGGGUAGGUGAGGUGCCGAAACUGGCAAAGCUGAACCUGCUGAUUGGGCUUCCGGUGACGGGAUUGGUGGCGCCAGGACUGAUCGGGAAGGGCGAAAUAGCGAAGAAAGGGACGGACGGUGUGGAGAAGGAAAAGAAGAAGAGGAAGCGGCGCGAGGAUCCGGACGGUGAAGGAAAGAAGCGGAAGAAAAAGAGCGCGCUCGCCGACGAGAGCAGGUCGGGGAGCCCCCCUGACGAGGGCAAGAGCGGAUUCGGGCUCGGGAUGAAGCGGCCGUGGCAGCCGGCGCUGCUCCGGCCGGCGGAGUUCGGCGGAUUCCGGCCGUUCGUGCCGGAAGUCAGCGCGCAGAAGGUGGUGGACGCUCUGAAGGGCGUGCGCAAGGGCCCGAAGAAGGCGCCCAAAAGCGGCGGGCUGGAGAAGUCGCUGCUGGGGCGACCGGAGAGUGAUUCCGGCGACGAGGAUGCGCCGAUCGGGCUCCUGUCCAAGAUGCGGUCGCCGGAGAAGAAGGCGCCCGAAAAGAAAGCGCCGGAGAGGAAGACGCCGGCGAAGAAACCGGUCAAGGGGUUGGUGCCCGAGCCGCUCCCUCGGGAUCCCGUCGAGGAGCUGAAAAAGCCGCGGAAACGGCGCCGGAAGGAGGAGGGUUUGCGCACCGUGAAGCUGGGCGAUGGUAUUUUGGCGCUUCCCGCAAACGGGGGGUCGAACGCGAGCGACCCGGGCUCGCUGACGGAGGCCAACAGCGGGUCGGAAUCGGAGGACGUGCCGAUCGGGCGGCGCGUGGGGGGUUACACGGAGAUCACCCAGGAGCGGCCGAACCACGUCAAUUUGGAGGAAGAGAUCCAGCGCGCGGUGCAGGAGUCGGUGGCGAUGUUGCAGCAGAUUAAUGAGGAGCAAGAACAGGAGGCGCGGAGGCGGAAGCUAAAGAAGGAAGAGCGGGCGGCGCGCAAGAAGCGGAGAAAGGAGGCUGGGGAGGGGCUGCGGGAGCUCGAGGAAAAGCUUGCUGUGGUGGGGGUGGAGAAGGCCGAAGGCAAGCCCCCCCGGAGCAAGUCGAAGUCCAAGCGCAACAAGGACAAGUCUGCUCGCCCAGCCACCCCCCUCACACCGUCCCAAGAACUGCCCCUGUUUGCGGACGCCGUUCCCUCUGCGGACGUCCCCUCUGUCCGGCUCGGCUCUCCGUCCCAACCGCGCUCGCGCCACGUGUCGUCCUCCAUGAACGAGUUUCUCGAGAAGCUCGGCCUCGGAGACUUUGCCGAGAAGGCGUGGUCCCGGAAAAAGUCUUCCCGCGCGGCUUCGGACGCUUUCGGGCGCUCUUCGGACGCUUUCGGACGCGGGGCCGACGACCUCGGACGCGCGUCGUCGGUGCGCCCCUCGUACACCGUCCUCACGGAAGAAGAGGAGUUCGAGCACGCGAUCCUGCAGUCCAAGCUCAACCGCGAGGAGCUCAGCGCCGCUUACCUUGCGCUGAAGUCAGCGCUCGACACUGGCCGCGUUCCCGCCCCCGAGACUCAAGAACGCUUCGACCUCAACACGGGGCUCUCUCUCGGGGGCCCUUCCCGCGGCGCCACCCCUAGCCCCGCACCCUUCAUGCAAGCCCUCCGCGAGGGGGGUUUGCGCAACUCUAGCACGCCCCCCCUGGGACGAGAAUCCCGGGAGCUCGGCGCGUUCUUCCGCGACAAGGGGGUCGUCAAGAACGGGAAAUGGCUGCCGAUGCACCACCCCGGGGAGAAGGAUGUGCUCGGGGGAGAGCCCCGGGCAGUGGAUCUGGGGCGCGAGAGUGAGGGGCUGUGGGGUAGGAGUGCGAGUCAUGGACAGCCGGAUCUGCCGGCCGUCAAGACCGGCCUGGCGCAGUUCCUGAGAGGCGGGAUGGAUGGGCGGGGCCUGCCAGCGGGGGUUGCAAGAGCGUCCUCACACGACUCCCACGACCGCCCUCUCCUCGACAAGACUCUCGACCUCAACCUGGCCGUCCCCCUCUCAAACCGCUCCUCCCCCACGCCGUCCUCCCUCUCCCUCCCCCCCCUAGUUGCGCCCACGUGGACCAACCUCACUGAGAAGGAGCUCCUCUCGCGCGACUGGGAACUGCCCACGUGGCUCCCCCCCCAGCUCGAGGGCCGCCGCGAUUCCUUCUCGAAUAAGCCCUACGCGCCGCCUCGUUUCAGCCCCCGGGACCAGACGGGGGUGUCGGGGCCCCCGCUCUUCAACGGUCCGCAGCCGGACGUGUGGAAGAACAAGAAGGAUUUGGACGGGCUGCUCAAUCCGGAGCGUCCGUGGCCGAACCUCUUGGGCCAGCGCCAGGAGGCGAUGACCCCCGCCGGGGGGGGAGACGUUGACGCGCGGACGGGUUUUCUCGGGAAGGGCGGGAGCGUUGCCCGGAGGGAGAGCCCCGGGUUUUUGGAGCUGCGCGUGCUGAGCCCCUCGGUGCAGGACCAACCGCUGUUCUCGGAGAAGGAGCUGAUGGAGUCGCGAGCGCAGGGGCUGGUCAUGGGAGGUGUAUCGAAGGACCCGCCUCAAACCCACAGCUUUUUGCGGCGUGACAACGUCGACCUCAUCAAGUCGGCGGACACGCUCCGGCGGCUGCUCGGGAAGAACGAGAACAUGACGUCACCCGCCAUUCGGUCGUAUGCGGAGGGUGUCAACAAGAUGCUCAUGGAGGGGAGCAAGCUCCUACCCGACCCGGAGGGCCAAACCAAUCCUCAGCAUCAUGACGUGGCCGACUCCACUAAGAGGAGUUUUGUGGGAGUGCCCGCCGCAUUUUUUCUACAACGAACGGCGUCGGGGGCGGACGCCGAACAACGAACGGUCCCAAACAUGGAGCAGGAAAAACCCAAGUCCUCUCCGCUACCUGGUUGGCUUGAAAUCGAGCGUCAGCGCCUACAGAAAGAGUGACGGGUAGGUGUGUACAGCAUCAGACAAUAAGUAGGUGUCCCAAUUCGUACAUUGGUCAGUGGCGAGAAGUUUGAUGGUUGCUGAAAGUACAUGGUCAAGGGAGGUAAUGGUAGCUCGUAAAUAGUAAAAUGUACAUUAUACUUUUAAGCAUGUGGACGGUCAUGUUUGGCCAUGUUAUCAUCCACGUGGAAAGUUUUGUGCUUUUUCUCACC
Messenger RNA from Klebsormidium nitens, 8500 nucleotides. NCBI's taxonomy places the organism in Eukaryota, Viridiplantae, Streptophyta, Klebsormidiophyceae, Klebsormidiales, Klebsormidiaceae. The record is from the annotation of a GenBank genome assembly.